Molecule: messenger RNA, 2842 nt
Organism: Pyricularia grisea
Lineage: Eukaryota; Fungi; Ascomycota; Sordariomycetes; Magnaporthales; Pyriculariaceae
Exons: 2
Coding region: 412-2616 (734 amino acids)
Source: RefSeq, a predicted model, not a curated record
CGAUUCGACACAUCGCAAUCGCAUCACCAUCUGGUAUCAUCCAACAACCUCCAACAAGAUUGGGACGGACUACAACAACUAACCAAAUUCUCCCAAAUUGUCGUGCACGCGUGCAUAGUAAUUGAUCAAGUUGAUUACCGACGGCCUGGUUCUCUCUUCGGAUUGGGCCCGCUUGUCAUCAGAGCUAGCUACGUGCUCUACCAAUCGCGCCCGUGUCCCGAAAGCAGCGACAUUCCGAUCUCGACCGACAAGAUAAGCCCUUUGUUCUGCUUUGCACACACGCACAUUACACGCCGCGACGCGACAUCAUACUACAAGUUCACCAAUCGCCCGCUUGUUUGCCCGAGCCGUGAGUCUCAGCCCGUCGUCGCUGCAGCAAAGGAGCAGGUUCCAUGCUGCUUCUUGGAAAAGAUGAGCCAGGUUCUUCCGGCGGCGGCGCAACGGGUCGAUAAUCUAGCUCAGCGCAUGUUUCCGGAAAGACCACAUCAUUUAUCAGUAUCACCAACUCGCCGGUAUCCCGUUCCGCCCGACUUCUUUCACCAAUAUUCUCAACUCGAGUACAUGACCUUCCUCUCCGACACCGAUCGCGGCAUCCUCCUGACCCGACCCUACUAUGACAUACGAGAAGACCAAUCGGAUCCCCUGGCACCCAAUUCCACGAGCGCCAUUCCGCGCUCCGAAACCAAGAAGACAAUGAAUAAAAUGUCCUUUAAAGAUUAUCAGCAAAGCCGAGCAAAGAAGGUGGCCUCGCCAAUGCCUGAGACGAAUUCCGGCGGCCCUAGAAGCGAUGCGCGACAGGGCGGCGCGGACGGCGCAAAACCCAUCAAGGGCUCCCUCAAAGCACCCGAAGGCAGGAGUAAGCUUGAGGAUGUUGCGCCACCUAGGGAGUCGGCGAAUCAGGAUUCCGUCAUCAGAAGACCCAGGAUACCCUCCAAGAACGGACGAAGCCCGUCCCCAACCUCAACCAGGCGGUCGCCAGAACCACCCGAGAGCGACCGACCUCCAAAACGACAGCGCGUCGAUAGUACGUCUUCGAGACCCGAGACCAAUAGGACCCCCAAACCCGAAUCUAGUCAGACCAAGAGGCUUGCACCUGUCGCGGAAGUCGCAGAUCGUCCCAGUCAAAAGGACGUCAAGAGCGCAUCAAAGCUGCUCCUGAAUGGGCGCAGCACGUCGACUUCUCGGAGGGAGCUUUCUCCUCCAAGGCAGUCCGUUAAUGGUUCAAAGGAAAAGAACGGGAGUUCUGCCACUACACGCGCCAGCAAGUCAGAAACGUCUAGCAAGCAAAUAGUCCCGCCUUUACUUUCGCCACUUCGUCUCUCGAUAGACGAUGAGCAAGAAGGUAGAGGCAGGCAGUCUAUAUCAUCAAAAAGACCGCCAGAUGUAUCGUCACAGUCCAAAACAACGAGCACGCCCACAAAACAGAGGAAAUGGUCACUGCCUCCACUCCUUUCUCCUACGCUGCCACCGGUUAUUGAAGAGGAGUUGGCACGUACAAGCAACCAACGGCCUGCAAAUGCGCCCAGCAGCGCAAGGAAAACCGUCAAGCUAGAUAACGAAGAGAUUAUUGAGGAGGAGGAAGACGAUGAGAUGAUUGUUGUUCUCAAGUACAAGAAACGAAAUUCUAUGCGGGUUUCGAGGCUGUUGGCAUUAGAGCCAGCUUCCAAGAAGGAGGCUCUUAAGAAAGAAAGAUCCAUCAGUGCCGAGGUCAAAUCCCCGCCAUCCAAGAAGCGGCCGAGAGUGGCCGAACCAAUUGUGGAACAGGUCGCCUCGAAACGGCCUCGUUCCUCCUUGGACACUAUUUUGGUAUCCAAGGCCCCAGCGCCUUCGACUCCCCUUAAGCAGGCCACAGCCAUGUCCCGAGCCGCAUCUAGCAACUCGCAGGCUCACACUCCUGGUGGGACCAACGGGUUAACGCCGGGUGCUGGUGAUCGUCCACCCACCAGUCACGAGGGGGAUCCCGCCAAGGGGGUCUCUAUGUCGUCCCUCCGACGAAGGCAGAGCGAGUGGACUUCACUGGGCACACAACUCAAGCACAAGCGUGACGGUGUUAUCCGGUCCCAGGGUAGUUCACAGAAUGGCGCAACUUCUGAUGCGCUCAACAGUCUCUCUAGUGGCAAUAGAAAGCAGGUUGCCCUGCUGAGCUUAGAGAUGGUACUGUCUUAUAUGGUUGCGUUCGACGCCAUGAACCAGGCGCGUAGCCUCGACCGGAAAGCAGGUGAUUUUACUAUAUGGGAAUCGCUUCUCCCACAUCUAAUUGAACUUAAGAACUUCACCUCCCCGUACCGGGCACUCGAUGCAUUGAGAAUGCAACUACAUGCCCUUGUGUCAGAUGCGCUCCUGUCAGUAUACUGGCAGCAUGAGCAGGUCUGGGCCAGUGGCGGUGGCAAGACGAAGGCCAUGAGGAACUGUCACCGAGAUGUCACUCUAUACUGGUCAAAGGCACACGAUACACUUGCAAACCUCCACGACGCCACGCUCAGGGCGGAUCUAGGGCCCUGGAGCAGACCCCAGGCUGCCGCGGCUGCGGCGCUUCGGGUGCUUCGUCGCUUCGCGGAAAAAGACGGUAUUAGUUGGCGUGCCGAGCUCAGUCUAGGGAUCUCAAAUGGUGUGUGAAACCUCUGGUCUGUGACAGGGUGAGGAGUCUAAUCUUUUUGGAAUCUGCUCAUCUUAUCUACCUUAUUCAAGGACAUUGAAGGCGUUCUUUGGUGCCUCGUCUGCCUGACAGAAUUUAAUCACGCGGCUUUUCAUUUUUAACCUGCUUGGAAUUUUGUGUAUAUUCAUAUGUUGCUUACCUAUCAUGAUAUCCCCUAUAGCCCUGUCACGAACUGACAGUAAUUCA